Molecule: messenger RNA, 3891 nt
Organism: Caenorhabditis auriculariae
Lineage: Eukaryota; Metazoa; Nematoda; Chromadorea; Rhabditida; Rhabditidae
Source: the annotation of a GenBank genome assembly
AUGUCAGUUAGGCUCGACUUGGAAGCUGUGCCGCUGAUAGACCUCACAGCUCGUCCAUCCGAAGGUCAGUGCAGAGUUUUAGGAGAAAUUUCUUCAAAUAUUCCUUUUGCAAUCAACUGCUUGUUCCAGAAAAAAUACCCAUAAAGUUUGAAAAUGAUACACUCAACCAGGAUGUGGCGCGAUCAGUUAUACAACAGGUCUGGUUGCCGGAAAGCUUCCCAAAAAAGAUUGCAGACGGCGAGAGACGGCAAAAUGUCGGAAGCCUUCCACACGGCACUUUCCCAGCAUCCAGAAGCCGUCAACGUCGCCGACCAUCUGGACGGAGUUCGUUCCGACGCUUUUUUCGCUUCAAUGAAGAUGACUACAGAUGACCGCAGUCCAUUUUGCGGCCAAAUACGGACACAUCGACGUUCUGAAGGUUCUAUUCCGAUUCCACGGCGACGUCGCCGUGCAGAACUUCGAGGGCGACACUCCACUGCAUCUUGUGGCCAAGUACUGCAGAAGAGGUCUUCUUUGCGACGAUGACUUGAUUCCAAGCAAGAGUUCAGGCUUGGAUGGGAGGACCAAUAUCACAUCUCAGAUCAUUCGUAUGCUUGUCGGACAGCAGACGUGAGUUUAGAGUUCGAAAAUGUUUUUUGUAACCUUUGAGUGUACUGAAAAUAAUAUUAUGGAUUAUUUGAUAAGUUGUUACAAAUAUUGAGGUAAAUCUUUUUUUUGUAUAGGAUGGAAUGAUGGAAACUAACUGUUUGAAAUGUUUCUUGUAUUUGAAAAACCAUUUUGAAAGGGAGAAUAUAAUUCCAUCGUGAAAAUUUUGUCUCUUCCCUUUCACGCUACGCUUUCCUAUUGUGAAAAAGAUUAAAUUAAUAAGAAUAUAAUUUGGAAAAAAAGUUGGGUGAGGGAUUUUUUUCAUUUUUAGGAGACGAGAACGUCAAAUCGAUUUUUGCCAAAUUACCAAUUCAUUUUCAUUAAUACAAAUUAUUACAGUUCGAAAAUGCGAAACUCAGUACGUUUUCAUUUUCUUCAUUCCAGGUUUUUCAAUACCAAAAAAUUACAAAGGGAUCUUUAUCGCGACCCAAACAGCUUGGUCUUCAGAACAAAUUCAAAGGACAAGUCCUACAUCAACUGCAAGGACAAGUUCAAGCUCACCGCUUUGCACUACGCGGCGAUGAAGUCGAACGUUCAGGCCGCAGUCACUCUGAUCAGUCUCGGAGCAACCGUCACGGUCUGGCUCCUUCUCCCAUUUCCCAGGAAGCGAAGAGCUUCAGGAGACCGAUUCGAACGACGUCACGCCACUUCUGCUGGCUUGCGUCCACGGAACCAAGGAAGUCAUCGAGAAACUCAUCAACGCCGGGAGCGAUCUCACCAAAAAAGACCAAAGACAGAACACAGUGGGUGUUGAGCUAGAGCGUGUUUUCGAGGUUCACAUAGGUCUACCACAUCGUUGCACUGCGAGGCGAGCCUGAGAUUCUCAGAAUGCUGCUUCAAAGAGGUUUUUCUCGGCAUGUGAAGAGUAGACCUUGAUCUACUCGGCCAUUCUCAGCUGGCAAGGACGGCUGGUCUUCGCUCUUGCUGCGGAACAACGAGGGGAAGACGCCGUUGCGGAUGGCUGUAGAGGGAAAUCAUCCACAGACCCUGAAGGAGAUCCUUGAAAUUGAGCAGAAAAACGGCACCGACUGGAAAACGUGCCCUCUUCCCAAGUUAAUCAUUCCAGAUUAAUUUUUUUCAGAAGAGAAAAAGGAUUGUUGCAUUUGGCAGCGGGGCGAGGAUAUCUGCAAGUAAUUUCAGAGCUUGUCCAGGUACCUUUCCAUUAUUAUGCAGAAAAUCCCUAUCUUCUAGGCUGGAGCGAGUAAGACGGAAGUCGACUCCAGGAGACAGAUCCCAUUGCACUUGGCUGCGAAAAGCAAUCAGAAAGAAGUCGUCGAAUAUCUUUUGGAGGUGAACGUUAAAAAAUUGAGUGAAGAAGAAAACUUAAAAUCACUUCACGAAAUCUUUUUGGAGACUCCAGUUUUCAGAAGGAAACGAUAGAUGCAGUCGACGACUUCGGAAUGACGCCGCUUAUGGUCGCCUGUGCCCACGACAGCAUCGACGCUUUGAAAGUAACCUAUUCGGAAGCGUUCAGGUCCAGAACUCAAGAUCUGUAGAUUCUGAUUGAAAGCGGAGCCAACGUCUGGGUUUUCGACAACGACGACCGGACUUGUGUCUUCGUAGGUGCCAAGUACAACGCCCUAAAAACUGUUGAUGUGAGUUUAUUUUUGGAGGCUUUAAGAUAAGAAAAUUUUCAGUACAUUUUAACUUACUUGAAACAACAAGCCGCAGCCAAAGUGGGCAAUGAGCCAGCUGGGAAGUUUUUCAAAACUCUGAGGAGAGUAGACACUUCUGGAGAGGUGAAGGAAAAGAGGAAGGAUAAUCAAAAAGUAGUUUUGAGACGAGCAUGGUGAACAUGACGGACAGCGACCAGAGCACGCCGAUGCACGUCGUCGCCUCCAACGGCUACAUCGAGAUGAUGCGCGUUCGUUAGCUGUCGGCCUUGACCCGCUUCAAGUCGGUUGCAGCUGCUCUACGACCACGGCGCCAUCAUCUCCGCGGUGAACGAAGACGAAGAGACGCCGUUGCAUCGAGCGGCCAGCGUCGGCGAAACGGGAGCUGGUCGGGACUCUUUGCUUUGAAAGAAGUGAAGAGAGUUUUCUAGUUCGGCAGCUGCUCGAAUGGGACAGGCGUUUGAUCCUUCUGAAGGACGACAUGGGCAACAGUCCGCUGCAUCUCGCUGCCAAGAGAGGUGUCGUCCUUUUUUUCUAUGCCAAAUCAAAUUCAUCGAACUAUACUUGCCAGUGAAAGAAAACUUUGGGUUUAAAAAUAAUCUGACUUGAAACAGUUUUCCCCGUUCAAAAAGCACCAGCCGGUCUUUUCAUACAUUCAUUUGAAUAUCUUCGAAAGCCUUAGUGUCCGAUCUUAGUUUCAAUCUUAGAAAAUAAAUUUUCAAAAUUGCUCGUAUUUGCAAAAUGAUCAUUUAACAUUGAGUGACUUCGAAACUCCUCAACUGCAAAUGUGCUGAAUUUCAAGCUGAGCCCUUGAAAAAAAAAUGGAAUAAAUAAAAAAUCAAGCUUUUUUUACUCAAGCCUUACCCGUAAACGAUAUUUUCGAGAAAAAAAGCUAUUAAUUUUUCUGUACUUGUUCUUGUUAACAUAUUGCAAGUAUAUACUAUAUAGCAACCACAAAUUCAUUGCUGACCCUCAAAAAAUGAGGUAAAAAACGUUUUAUGUUUUCUUUUUCGUUUCUGAAAACAUAUUUUGAGCUAGUUUCCAGAAUGCCUUUUAGAAAAUCUAACGCUGAAAAUAUUUUUAACCUGAUGGUGAGAGCUCUGAGAGCUUUCCCAGUGUCCUCAAAGGCUGUUUCUGUUUUUUUUUCUCCAAUUCCGAUAUUUUACAACUUUACAAUUUUGCAUUGCAAAACUCAACUAACCUUUUGUGGAAUGGUUAUUUUUUUGUCUCAUUUUAUCUAGAACCUUGACUUCCAAAGUUUCGUUCACUACGUCAGAAGUGGACUUCAGCUUUUUUGAAAUGAGGAUUUCUCUCUGAAUUUUCGAUAUUUGGAGCCUCAGAGCGACACGAAACGUGGAUACGUUUGUUGCAUGAGCCUGUGGACAUGAAGACUGUCUUGUAUUCUUCGAAAUGGAGACGUCAGCUGGCGGAGGGUCGACCGAAACAGGCCAUCUGUCCCGUGGCAGCAGCUGCGUCCUUCGCUGUGAGCUCUUCUAAAAUCCGGCCCUACCUACUUUGGAAACCGACACCAGUAAUAGCACGCAUCUGCAUCUAUUUUUGUCGCGGUGCCUGCUUCAUUAAAGUAUUACGGCGCCCUGUUAAUCUCGUGCGGCUUCACCUGUCUAGUGAUUAG